CGGAAGUGGAUCUAUAAAGGCAUAGUUUGCUCUACAUUCGCUAAACGUUUUGAGUGAAUUUGUAACUGAUAAACAUGUUAUUUGUGGUGGUGUUAAGCCUUUUUUUCUUAACCGCUUUUUUAAGCAAGGCUGAACAAGGAUGUGCCAUCCCAGAUAUACCAAAUGCGAUCAUCACAGGUUCAAAUGGCACGCAUACAGAUAACUUGAAGCACGGAGAAAACGUGUCAGUAUCAUGCGAGGGAGAAUCAUUUUUGUAUGAUAACAGCAAGAAGGAAUUCACUAAGGAACGUUCCUUUGCAAUGAAAUGUGAAUCCGGAAAAAUAUCGUCAAAACCAUCAUGCAAGCAAGCGUUGAGUUGUGAGCUUCCAGAUGAUCAAUAUGCCUCGUAUUUUGUAAACGGAAAAAAGCAUAACGAAGAAACAAUCUUACAUGAAGGCGAGGUCCGCGUCGUAUGUGAAAACGGUACUAGUUUAACAGUGUCCUCAGAUGUGAAAAAAUGCUGGAAUGGUGUCUGGAGAUCAGGAGUGCAUUUACCAGUUUGUGUACCAGACUUUUUAGGAUGUGCCAUCCCAGAUAUACCAAAUGCGAACAUCACACGAACAAAUGGCUCGCAAACAGAUAAGCUGAAUCACGGAGAAAACAUCACGGUAACUUGCCAUGAAGGAUAUAGUAUCCAAAACAGUGAAGUUUAUGACUAUUAUUCAUAUCCUGACUACCCUGAUGUUGAAAACAAUGACGCACACUUCACUCUGACAUGCAAUAACGGCACGAUAGGAAACAAGCAAUGUGAACUAUCACAAGAGAGUAUAGAUCAACCAGAAAACAUGGAUCCUACGAUAAAACCAAUCUCACCUGACAAUGAAACAACGACUGCUGCAAGUGACCAAACCACUUCACCAAUUGAUAAUGAUCAUGGCGUGCUUAAAUGCACCAUACCUGAGUCCACCGAUGUACACUUUAUGACACUUUCCGGCGGGGAAUUAAAAGAGGGGACGCAGAUACCUAAUGGUAAAAAGUUUAGAGCGGAGAAGGAGUGUAAGGAUUACUACGAAGGUUACUACCUAAAUAGCGAUGACGUUGAUGGAGAAGAAAUUAGUCCGCCAAUAAGACCCAUUGAUAAGAUAGUUAAUUGUACAGAUGGUGUGCUCUCAGAUUAUACCCUGGUUUGUGACGAUGCGUCACGUUGUGAGCUUCCAAACGAUCCAUACGCAUCAUAUUACGUCAACGGUGAAAUAUAUAGAGGAAACAACACAGUCUCACAUGAAGAAAAGGUCCGUGUCGUAUGUGAAAACGGUACUAGAUUAACAGUUUCCUCUGAUGUCAGAACAUGCUGGGAUGGCGCCUGGAAAUCAGGAGAAUUCCCAGUUUGUAAAACAGAGUGUGGUCGACCUCCAGAUGUACAGGGCGCUCUUCCAGAGCCCGAGUUUAGGGACAUCACCAGCUUUCCAUCGGGCGCAACAAUCCAGUACAGAUGUGAUAUCAAGCAUUACCUUGUGGAGUUAACAAGCUGGUCCCGAACUUGUUCUGACGGCAAAUGGGACGAGAUUCAAUUCCGGUGUAUAGUAAAAUCCUGCCCGGCAUUGAAUACGCCAGACAACGGAAAACGGAUGGACUUUAACAAUGAGGUGGGAUCGUUUGCGAAGUUCACGUGCAACACCGGUUACGAUAUGGUUGGUGUCGCGCAGCUGUUAUGCAGAACGGAUAUGGAAUGGAGUCCCAAAGAACCUCCCACAUGCAAGCGUAUGGCGACUCGAUGCUUUUUAGGCGUCUCUGUGCGGUGUCCAGAUGACUCGUACCUGGCUAACGGUCGGGUUGUUCAAGAUACCUACCGACAGGAGAAAAACACAUUUGGAAUAACCAAUCGCUAUUUCUGUAACAGUGGGUACGUUAUCAAAGGGUCAUCCGCUAGAACGUGUCAGGCAAGCAAGUCAUGGAGUGGCACAAAACCAAUUUGCGAUAUGCCGAGAUGCCCCGAUAUGAGGGUAGAAAACGGAGAGAUUAAAUACAUAGGAGACAAGGCGAGAUACACGUAUGCACAUGUAAAUUGCAAUGACGGCUACACUGUUGGAAAAGAUGGAGUUGAAACAGUUGAAUGUCUUGGUAGUCUUCAAUGGGAGAGCAUCUUACAUUGUUACAAGGAGGGAUGUGAAGCUCCGAUUGAUAAUGGAAAUGAUGCGUUUUACCGAAAUGGAACCACAUACACUGUUACUCAUGAAAGCUGCUCCGGUGGAAAUAUACCCAGUUUUAAAGGACUGAUUACUUGUGUAAAUGGUCGCUGGUCAGAGCAAGUCAGCUGUUUGAGAGGAGCAAGUUACCGUAUAACUGUAAAAACUGCUGACAUCAAAUGGAGCGUGGGUGAGGGCACAGAUGGGGAGGUCUACUUGCACAUGUACGGUUCCAACGGGAACAGCGGCAAAAUCAUCUUACACGGUGAAUUUGAGGCUGGUGAUGAGGAUCUUACAGUUGGCCUAUGUUUUGACGUCGGAGAGAUCUCCAAAAUUAAGCUUGGUGUAAACGCACUAUCAUUCUCAUAUGACGGGUGGAAACCGGAAUCCGUCCAAAUUGAAGAUGUAUCAAGAGGUGUUUAUUAUGCAUUUAAACACGAUUUGACUGAGGUUGACGAUACAAGCAUCAUUCUUUAUCCAGUCGGCGGGAAGGCGAACAUCCUUGGCUGAUCAAGUAUAUAUGUAUGAUUUGCUGGAAGCAAAUAUGACUGUUUGAACAAAUGUGCCCAAUAUCCGGAGUGUAAACAGGUGUAUUCAUGGCAAUUCAUAAACAAUGCACUCUUUUGAACAAAGUGUAUCAAACGGUUGAUAAAACAUAAAUUAAAAGUUGGAGAGCAUUCGUGUUAACUGAAGGAAACUUACGUUAAAAUGUGGAAAGAACAUUUAAAUUAUGUAAAGCACUUGUAAUAGAACUUUUGACGAAAUCGUUAAUGUACUAGUAUAUGUUCAACUUAGUAUAUAUAUAGACGUCAUCUUUUAUUUCAGUGUAAGGUCGUAUUUUGUUUCACGAGUGUCAUAGAACAACCAUAAUAAAAAUAAAGUUUUUCUAUGUCACGUGUCUAUCACGAAUGAAAUAAAAUAUGAUCUUACACUGAAAUAAAGAAAUAUUAUGUUUGCUUUAUGCUUAUUUUCCGAGUUUUAUAGAAUUUUGAUUUACUUUAUCCAAAUACAAAUGCGAACAAUGUUACAAUUAAAAAUAUACAAUAUUGUUUUGUAAACCUUGAAGUGAAUUCGACCGCUGGUACAUGGUUUGUAAUAGUGUUCAGUAAAUUGCAUAUAAAUA
Mya arenaria is the source of this 3288-nucleotide messenger RNA. RefSeq names its product CUB and sushi domain-containing protein 3-like. The record is from RefSeq and is a predicted model, not a curated record. The transcript has 21 exons. Gene Ontology annotation, molecular function: protein binding. Bases 75 to 2675 code for a protein of 866 amino acids. NCBI's taxonomy places the organism in Eukaryota, Metazoa, Mollusca, Bivalvia, Myida, Myidae.